UCCUGAAGGGCAUCAGAUGAGAGCAGGAGAGGUGUAGGCAAGGAGCUCGCUGAGCCCAGUCUGCUUCUCUGCAUUGUCCCCCCCUAAAAAAAAAAAAAAUCCGCUGACCUUCCUGAGCAUGGAAAGCAAACUGAACUCAUCAUCUAACAGCAGGGACGACGGCAAUAACGUAUUCCAGGGGAAAGCUGAGAAAAGUCUGACUGCCAGCAGUUCCAGUGUGAAGGAGCAUGGAAACUCUGUGUGCUUUAAAACGGAUGGCGAGGACCCUGUGGUGGGCUUCGAAGAUGCAGAGGGGCCCAACAGGCAGUAUGGGUUCAUGCAGAGGCAGUUCAGCUCCUUGCUGCAGCCAGGAGUCAAUAAAUUCUCUCUUCGAAUGUUUGGCAGCCAAAAGGCAGUGGAGAAGGAACAGGAAAGGGUUAAAACUGCAGGAGUGUGGAUCAUACAUCCUUAUAGUGAUUUCAGGUUUUACUGGGACCUGAUAAUGCUCAUCAUGAUGGUUGGAAACCUUGUCAUCAUACCAGUCGGAAUAACUUUCUUCACAGAACAAACAACAACGCCAUGGAUUAUCUUUAAUGUCGCAUCUGACACAGUAUUUUUAUUUGACUUAUUCAUGAAUUUUAGAACUGGUAUUGUCAUUGAAGACAAUUCUGAGAUAAUACUAGAUCCAAAAGUCAUAAAAAUGAAUUAUUUGAAGAGCUGGUUUGUAGUUGAUUUUAUCUCCUCAAUUCCAGUGGAUUAUAUCUUUCUCAUUGUAGAGAAAGGAAUGGAUUCAGAAGUCUACAAGACCGCUCGAGCACUCCGCAUCGUGAGAUUUACAAAAAUACUCAGUUUACUGCGCCUCCUAAGACUUUCCAGAUUAAUUAGAUACAUUCAUCAGUGGGAAGAGAUUUUCCACAUGACCUACGACCUGGCUAGUGCUGUUGUCAGAAUUUUUAAUCUCAUUGGAAUGAUGUUGCUGCUUUGUCACUGGGAUGGUUGUCUCCAAUUUCUUGUUCCAUUACUUCAGGAAUUUCCCCAAGACUGCUGGGUCUCCUUGAAUAAUAUGGUGAAUGACUCCUGGGGAAAACAGUAUUCGUAUGCACUCUUUAAAGCCAUGAGCCAUAUGCUGUGCAUUGGUUAUGGGGCCCGAGCUCCGGUCAGCAUGUCCGAUUUAUGGAUAACAAUGUUGAGCAUGAUUGUGGGAGCUACAUGUUAUGCCAUGUUUGUUGGCCAUGCGACAGCCUUAAUCCAGUCCUUAGAUUCUUCACGUCGUCAAUAUCAAGAAAAGUACAAACAAGUAGAGCAAUACAUGUCGUUUCACAAACUGCCUUCUGACAUGAGACAGAAGAUACACGAUUAUUAUGAGCACAGAUAUCAAGGAAAAAUAUUUGAUGAAGACAAUAUUCUAAGUGAACUCAAUGAUCCACUGAGAGAGGAGAUAGUAAACUUCAACUGUCGGAAACUUGUUGCUACAAUGCCUCUGUUUGCUAAUGCAGACCCCAACUUUGUCACAGCUAUGCUGAGCAAACUGAGGUUUGAGGUUUUCCAGCCCGGAGAUUAUAUUAUCCGUGAAGGAGCAGUUGGAAAGAAGAUGUACUUUAUUCAGCAUGGUGUUGCUGGUGUCAUAACUAAAUCCAGCAGAGAAAUGAAGUUAACUGAUGGCUCAUAUUUUGGAGAGAUUUGUCUUCUGACAAAAGGUCGUCGAACUGCAAGUGUCAGAGCUGAGACAUAUUGCCGUCUGUAUUCCUUGUCUGUGGAGAAUUUUAAUGAAGUACUGGAAGAAUACCCAAUGAUGAGAAGAGCAUUCGAAACUGUGGCCAUUGACAGAUUAGACAGGAUAGGGAAGAAGAACUCAAUUCUUCAGCAAAGAUUUCAAAAGGACCUCAACACAGGAGUAUUCAACAAUCAAGAGAGCGAGAUUCUGAAGCAGAUAGUGAAACAAGAUCGGGAGAUGGUGGAAGGAAUUCCCUCAGUUAGCUACCAACAAAUUCCAGCUCUUAAUUCUAGCACCAACUCAUCAUUAAGAAUGAGGACCCAAUCUCCACCUGUUUAUACGGCAAAUAGCCUGUCUCAUGGAAACCUGCAAUCUCCAACACCAAGUCCACAGACACCACAACAGGUUGCUGUUUUUUCACCUUCAUCUUUUACGGCAGCAGCCUGUAGUCCUUCUGUACAAAGUCCACUGGCAGGUCGGACAUUUAAUUACAGUUCUCCAACUGCUUCACAACUUUCAUUGUUGCAGCAACAGCAACAGGCACCUGGAUCAACACAGAGUAAUGAAGUACACAAGAGCGCUCAAACACUUCAAAACUCUAACCUAUCAAGAGAAGUGAGGCCUCUUUCUGCCUCACAGCCUUCAUUGCCCCAUGAGAUUUCUACUUUAGUGGCUAGACCACAUCCAACAGUAGGAGAAUCUUUGGCAUCUCUCCCACAACCCACGUCAAAUGUACAAGCUACCGGAACUCAAUCUGGAAAUCGGAGCAAUGUCCCUCCAAGCGUGACCCUAUUUCGCCAGAUGUCCUCAGGAGCUCUACCUCCAGCAAGAGCUGGAACACCAACACAACCACAACCAACUCUAGCACCCAGUAAGGAUUCCUCUACACCAACCACAGACACAGACACAGAUAAACCACGAUAUGCUUCAAAUUUAUGAUGCCUAUUACGUGUACAUACUGCCAGCACUGUAAUAAACUGAAACUAUCCCAAAAACGAUUUUAACUUAUAGAUUCAUAGUAUCUAAAAUGAAGAAAUAUUUUAGAUGGUUUUACCAUGCAUAAAGAAUGUAAAAAUAUCUAAAAAAAAAAAAUACUAUACAAACUGUUUAGCACUAAAACUUCCAUGAAU
This is a messenger RNA of Pelobates fuscus (common spadefoot toad), 2823 nucleotides long. RefSeq names its product hyperpolarization activated cyclic nucleotide gated potassium channel 1 (gene HCN1). The record is from RefSeq and is a predicted model, not a curated record. Gene Ontology annotation, molecular function: voltage-gated potassium channel activity. NCBI's taxonomy places the organism in Eukaryota, Metazoa, Chordata, Amphibia, Anura, Pelobatidae. The coding region runs from base 119 to 2632 and encodes 837 amino acids. Gene Ontology annotation, biological process: potassium ion transmembrane transport; sodium ion transmembrane transport; regulation of membrane depolarization. The transcript has 8 exons. Gene Ontology annotation, cellular component: membrane; dendrite; axon.